Catharus ustulatus (Swainson's thrush) is the source of this 727-nucleotide messenger RNA. RefSeq names its product poly(A) binding protein interacting protein 2B (gene PAIP2B). Gene Ontology annotation, biological process: negative regulation of translational initiation. Gene Ontology annotation, molecular function: mRNA regulatory element binding translation repressor activity. Gene Ontology annotation, cellular component: cytoplasm. The transcript is spliced from 4 exons. The record is from RefSeq and is a predicted model, not a curated record. Bases 52 to 420 code for a protein of 122 amino acids. NCBI's taxonomy places the organism in Eukaryota, Metazoa, Chordata, Aves, Passeriformes, Turdidae.
CUGGCGGCGGCGGCGGAGGGCGCGGAGCGGCACCGGCCCGAGAUCCCGAGGAUGAAUGGCUCCGAGCUCGGCAGCGCGGCCUCCAGCCCCCAGAGCCCCGAGCAGGCCGGGGGCAGCGGGCACGAGGAGCAGGACAAGAACCCCUUUGCAGAGUACAUGUGGAUGGAGAACGAGGAGGACUUCAACAGGCAGGUGGAGGAGGAGCUGCAGGAGCAGGAGUUCCUGGAUCGCUGCUUCCAGGAGAUGCUGGAGGAGGAGGAGCAGGAUUGGUUCAUCCCGGCGCGGGAUCUGCCCCAGGGAAUGGCGCAGCUCCAGCAGCAGCUCCACGGGCUCGCCGUGGGCGACGGAUCCGACGACAUCCUGAGCAAAAGCAACUUGAAUCCAGAUGCCAAGGAAUUCGUGCCUGGAGUGAAAUACUGACCCUGGGAAUGGCCAGAGACUGAUCCCUGCUCCAGGGAAAUUUGGGAAAUUUGGGACAUGGGAAGAGCCCGGAGCGGCUCCGGCACCGGGAUCUGCUCCAGCUCCGAGGACUUCUUGGUUUUCCCUGGUUUUAUUUUUGCUUUUUAUCAGCUUUUUCCUCAAUUUUUUUUUUUUUUCUUCUUGGCAGUUUUUGGCUUCCUGGGAUUUGUGGUGAUCCCGCCAGUGGGAAGAUCUCAGGGGAAAAAAAUAAUGGAAAAGUAAUGGGGAAAACCAUGGGGAAACCAUGGGGAAAAUCAUAGGAAAAUGA